Molecule: messenger RNA, 1416 nt
Organism: Rhincodon typus (whale shark)
Lineage: Eukaryota; Metazoa; Chordata; Chondrichthyes; Orectolobiformes; Rhincodontidae
Product: cell surface glycoprotein CD200 receptor 2-like
Exons: 6
Coding region: 1-975 (324 amino acids)
Biological process (GO): regulation of neuroinflammatory response
Molecular function (GO): signaling receptor activity
Source: RefSeq, a predicted model, not a curated record
AUGAAUUUCUUAGAAAUAGGACUCCAUUCAAGAAAAGCAAUAUCAGUUGAAAUGAAAUCUGUACAGAAAAGACUACACAUUGUUCUUCUGCUGCUGGCUGUUUUUAUUGCUCUUGCACGACCAGGUUACCCUAUUGCAGAAAAAGUAAGCACAUUGUUAGGCAACAAGGUGCUCUUCAGUUGCCUGUUUAAUGGAAAUGUGACUAAGAUGUCAUGGAUGUUUAAUCCAAUACUUCAAAUUGCAGCUAUCCGAUGCGAUUCGAACAAAAUGGUUUUGAUUUCCAACAAUAGCAGAAUAAUAAUUCAAAGUGCAACAUGCAAUACAUCUAAAAAUGAAAUGAAUCUCCAGAUAGAGCCUGUGCAACUUGCUGAUGAUGGGAAUUAUACUUGUGAAAUUCUAGAUCAAAGAGGAGUUCAUAGAUUAACCUUCUCAUUAGCAGUAACAGUUCCACCUGAUAUAUCUUUCAGUAUUGAAAACAAACUAGAUGAUACAAUGGUGGCCAUAUGCACAGCAUCAAAUGGGAAACCAGCUGCAGAAAUUACUUGGUAUCCAAAUAAUUUAGGAAACUUCUCAAUCGACAUAACCCAUCACAGUAACAGAACUACAACUGUACGAAGCAAGUAUCACAUUAGCGUCCACCAAUUCAGUGAGGAGAUAAGCUGCAUUGUAAGCCACCCAGCAUUUAAUGGGACAAAAAACUAUACCAUUCCUCGAAACAGUCCAGCUCUACAUGAUUCACAAUCAACUGCAAAGAUAUUAUUCAAUUUAUACCUCAUUGCUGGUGUCCUGGCUGCUUUUCUGUGUCUUCUUGCAGUAGUACAUUUUACAGUCAGAUACUUCAAUCUCCACAUAGAAACUGCAUUCAGAAAUUGCUGCGCCUCCAGGUCCAGUCAGGACAUAUCUCAAUCAAAUGGACCUUUUAUACAGAUGGAGAAUUUCAUUUAUGAUUCAUUUCAACCACAAAAACUGAGGUAACCACGGCAACAUCCUUCUGAAACACAUUACAAUUUUUGUGGAAAUUCAUGAGAUUAACAUCAAUGUAUUUUUUAUAUUGUUAUGGCUACCCUUGCUUUGGAGCUCUUAGAGAUGGCGGUGUUCAGAAAGUUUCAAAAUUAAUCAAAAUUAUGCAAAAAUGGCAACAAUUCCAAACUGUUCUGUUGCAGUAUGUGCUGGUAUAUGUCAUAGUAGCUUGAAGUCAACUAGCUACCACCAUCAAAAAAUAAAAGGCGAUCUCUGCUAAAAGUCAUCAUCACAAUCACCAUCACCAUCCAUUAUAAGCCGUAAUCAGUAGCAACCAUGUAGUUAGCCAUCACCUGAAUGCCAGCAAAAAAAUAUCAAAAUGCCCAUGAGUAGACUGGCCACCAGCAGCAGGAAGCCAGCAAAUACAAGACAACUAAUCACAGCAACCAGAAACCU